UGUGAGGGGAAGGGGAGGGGGGGCUUGGGCUGUCUGGCCCAUGGAAGACAAGUCAUGAUAUAGCAGGAUGGACAGAGUGACAGAAGACACCCUGCGCCUCAAUCUCCUGAAGAGGGGCCUGGAGCAGGCGGAUGACCGCGAGGAUGUCCUGGCCAAGCAGCUGAAAAUGGAGGGACACGAGGCCAUGGAGAGGCUGAAGAUGCUGGCCCUGCUGAAGAGAAAAGAUUUCCCGGGCCUGGAACUGUCACAUGAGCACGCGGCAAAGCAGGACGGCCUGAAAAUGUAUGAGGAGAAGAUGAAUGGGAGCUUGCGGCCCCAUGUGGAAUCGCGGCCAGUAGCGCGUCACGGCAAGGAGAACAUCAACGAGGAGCCUGUAGACAUGAGUUCUAGGCGGAGUGACCAGGACCGGGCCGGCCUGACACCCUCGCCGGACAUCAUUGUACUGUCGGACAAUGAGGCCUCCAGCCCACGCUCAACUUCCCUCUUGGAAGACCGAAUUAAGGUGGCCAACCUGGAGUUGUUCAAGGGAAAAAAUCUAGAGGAACGCCAGCAAUUUAUCAAACAGCUGAAGGACGAACUGCGGUUGGAAGAGGCCAGGCUGGUCCUCCUGAAGAAGCUGCGACAGAGCCAGCUCCAAAAAGAGAACGUCCUGCAGAAGAACCCUGUGGUACAGAAUGCAGCUACAAUUGUUCAACCAUCCCCAGCUCACGUUGGGCAGCCCAGCCUGGCAAAGGUGCCCUCACGGCCGGGGGCUCCGGGAUUGGAGGUGCAGAAUCUGAGGAGUGUACAGACUCACAGCGUUAUCCGAUCAUCCUCAAAUGCACCCCUCCCCCACAUGAUGAUGUCACAGAGAGUCAUUGCCCCCAAUCCUACCCAGAUGCAGGGGCAGUGUGUGCCACCCAAAGCCAGCCUGAUCCGCAACAGCACACCAGGCAUGACCCAGGCCCUCAGCUACCCGCAGCAGUCCAGCUCCUCGGUCCCCUGCCAGCGCACAUCCUCCUCGGCCAUGUAUAUGAACCUGGGCUCUCAUAUGCAGGCGAGUUCCGUGAACAGAGUGUCUUCCCCGCUGCCCAGCCCCAGUUCCAUGGCGGAUCCCGUCAGCUCCCAAGCAGCUGCUAAGCUCGCCCUGCGGAAACAGCUGGAGAAGACGCUGCUGGAGAUCCCCCCUCCGAAGCCCCCCGCACCACUGCUCCACUUCCUGCCCAGUGCGGCCAACAGCGAGUUCAUCUACAUGGUGGGGCUGGAGGAAGUGGUGCAGAGUGUAAUAGACAGCCAGGGGAAGGGCUGCGCCUCACUCCUCCACAUCGACCCCUUCACAUGCGCUCAGUGUCGCACGGACUUCACGCCGCACUGGAAGCAGGAGAAGAGCGGGAAGAUCCUGUGCGAGCAAUGCAUGACGUCCAACCAGAAGAAGGCGCUGAAGGCGGAGCACACAAACCGGCUUAAGAACGCAUUUGUUAAAGCCUUGCAGCAAGAGCAGGAGAUUGAGCAGAGGUUACAGCACCAGGCGUCACUGUCACCAGGCAACGCGUCCUCGGUCAGCAAGCAGGACAGCAUCAUGAGGCAUCACUCGAUGAGACAGGCCACACAGCCGCAGAAUACGCUGCAGAGAGGGAUUCCCACCGCGCGCUCAAUGUUGUCCAACUUUGCCCAGGCCCCGCAGCUGCCCGUGGCAGGGAGUUUGCUUGGCAUGCCAGGUGUGAAUAUAGCGUACCUGAACGCCGGAAUGGGAGGUCACAAAGCCACCAGCCUUGCGGACCGGCAGCGGGAGUACCUCCUGGAUAUGAUCCCUCCACGUUCCAUAUCGCAGUCCAUUAGUGGGCAGAAAUAGCCCUUCCCUACAGCAGACAAACUGGCGGACAUUACGGACGUUGGGGCCUGGUAUCAGCCAGUCCCCUCCCUUCCCCCUUCCCAAGAGCAGCUUAUAAAGGUUCUGUGUUUGUGCUUUGCCCUCCCCUCAGACUGGCUUUGGUUUCGUUUUCAUUUUUUUUUUAUACAUUUCUUUAGCUGGUGCCACAUACGUAAUAUAACAUUAUUUGAGCUCUCCUGAUGAACGUUACGAGGCAGGGGGCUGACCAUGGGACCUGCCGGUGAUCCCGGACCAUCCCUAAGAGGCUCUGCAGGAAUAGCCACCGUUGGCUGGUGGUACCUUGCCAAUGGUUUUCCCACCGGAUGUCGGAGUGCCCAGCAGCGGGCUGUGAAUUUAAUGAAGUGUGGGGGAAUCCGGGGGAUGGCCAAGAGUGGCUCACCGCAUUUCAGACGCUCUGCAGUGCAGAGUAUUACUUUCCGUUAAACGGAAGAGGAUCCUUUAAUAUUUUUUUUUCCUCCAAGCCUUCUGUGGCCACCCUGCUUCUGCCGGAACCCUAUGGAUUGGUGUUGUAGGAAGUAUUUGCACUAACUGUGUGUCCACGACGCAGGCGGGCCGCCGGCUGCUGGAACCGUCUCUGGCCUCCCGGCAUCAACGGAUUAUAACCUGAGCUGUGGCUGGCGGCAGUGUCUGGCUCCCCCUGAUAAGAGGACCCCACCCCCACGUACCGCAGGCCAGCCCCCCACCCCCACAUGGAGAUGAUGUUUACUCACCCUUCUUGCAAGCAGUGUUUGGCAGCUGUUGUGGCUGAGCUACGAGGGGUACCGGGGAACCUCUCUGCAAGUAUGAAGCCCCCCAACCCUCGACCAUACCAGAGUGCCAUCUUUCUCUCGUGUUUACUGUGCUACGGGGAAACGCACAGUAUAAAAUUGCCCCGGUUGUAUUAACAAGGCAGACUGAGUUUGUCCUAAAAGCACUUAACCCUUUUAAAACCUUUCACCACUGGACGAUUUCUGCAAAGUGACGUUAUAUUGCAAGGCAACAAUGUCGCACUGUGAGAUAAUCAGUGUUAAUUUAGCAGCCUCGCUGCGCUCUACACAACCUGGACUGGGCCGACAGCCUCAAUCUACAGGAAUAUUGUCUUAUCAUAUGGAGUGUGGGGGGGGGGGGGGGGAGCACUACAGGUAACACCCUGAUUUACUGCAGCAGCUCUCACGACCCUGCCCCUUUACUUCCCUGCAGUACACUGUAAUAUCCACUAGGUGGCGAACUUCAGAACAAAUGAGAGCUAUACUGAACAGGUGUAUGUAGAUUGCAUGCAGUGAGGGGGCUGGUGUCGGUGCUACGUUGCUGUGCGUCCUUCAUCUUCUGUUAGCCGCUGGAUACACGCCACCUCUAGUGUGGCGGGGUCCCCUGGAACAGCCCACCGUUACCCGAUCACAGCGGAGGAUGCACAGAUAGUGGGGGGAGGUCAGUGAGAGCGGUGUGUGCACUAGAUGAUGAUAUGUUCCCCCUCCUUGCGCCCUGUUUUGUAUUCAGUUUCUCCUACCUGAAAAGUGACAGUUCUCCCACACCCACGCGGGCAGCUAAGAGCGGUGUAGUGUGACAGCCGCUGAGACUUUACAGGUUACGUCGUUUUCUCUGUCCAGAGCUGGGAAUCCACUUUCUCCUACAAGUUGCAAGAAUCCGCGGAGGAGGAGGGCCUUCAGUGACCCCACCCCAGUCCCCUACCUGCCCCUGCACCCCCUUUUAUGCAAUGACGUUCUGUUACCACCCCUCGUUCAGAUUUUCAGUUCUUUAUAAGAAAGAAAAAGCAGCAAAGAAAGACAUUGUUGUUACAUUGGGGUUCGAUGCUCCGACCCUUGACCUUCUCAGUCUGUAAAAAGCUAUUUCUGGACAAGUUUAAAUAUGGGGGGGGGGGGGAUGACAUAAAAUGUUGUAUAUUAUGUAUAAAACAGAACUGGUCGGAUGAAUACACAACAAUCCAGAGCUUAAUAGUGUGAGGCGUUUGUCACUGUGUAUUGUGGUCUGUGUACUUGGCAUGCCUAUGCAAAAGGCAGCGUGCGCUAAGCGUCGCCUCCAUUACAGCAUCCAUCCUCCGCCCCCACCUUUGGUUUAUUGGAUCAUAAAUAAAUGUGUCCAUUUAAUGGAUCCUAAAGACGUAUAUCGGCAAUCUUCUACACAUCAGUCGUCGCUGCUCCUCGUCUCUCCUCAUCCUCAAUGAAUUAAUACGAGCUCGGGGAUGAUGGCAGCCACAUUGGGAGGGGGGCAUGGGGAAACGCUGCCUUUUGCACUGUGGAGGUACCCCCCCCCCCGCAAAUUUUAUUUCCCCCUCCAGUUUCCACAUUGUGUUUUUGCAAUUUUGGUUUCAGAGGCUGCAAGCCGUGUUAUCUCCUUCCAGAGCCCGCCCCCCCGACAGUGACCGACUUCUGCAGAAGAGAAAAAUAAUAUGAAAAAACAUAAGUCAAGUACUUUUUUUUUUUUUUUUGGAGAAAGGAUUUAAAAAACAAAAAAAAGACAAAAACAAAACCCUUUGUAAUAUUUAUCACUUGCAAGCUUCGUUUAAUAAAGAAAGGAACAGUUUAUAACUUUU
Molecule: messenger RNA, 4400 nt
Organism: Pseudophryne corroboree (corroboree frog)
Lineage: Eukaryota; Metazoa; Chordata; Amphibia; Anura; Myobatrachidae
Gene: GATAD2B
Product: GATA zinc finger domain containing 2B
Exons: 11
Coding region: 68-1831 (587 amino acids)
Biological process (GO): negative regulation of transcription by RNA polymerase II
Cellular component (GO): NuRD complex
Molecular function (GO): sequence-specific DNA binding
Source: RefSeq, a predicted model, not a curated record